AUGGAGGAAGCAGUGGGUGAUGAGGUGGCUGAAGUUGGUGCUGUUGAGGGCCUACACCUCCGAAGUAAAGAGAACGAGUUUACAUUGAAGACAGGCAGCUCCAGUGUGUUGCAAUCCCGUGAAAUGGUAACACCUGGUGAGGAUGAUUAUAAUGAAACCACAAACAAUUAUUUUUCAGACAGCAUUGGUUCUUCUGAACGUGCAAGUGGCAGGCCUCGAUUCAUGGAUGAGGCGGAGGUCAUGGUUGAAGAGUUGACUGUGGAAAAUUAUGAUGGAGGAAAGUUGGGUAGAACACAACCCAAGCAAAUGAAAAAACAGUGGCAGCAUUUGUACCAGUUAGCAGGUGGAUCAGGAAUCAGCAGCUUCCAUGAACACACUGGGAACAAAGACAAGGGUCGAGCUAAGCCAGGUGAUUGGGAGGACGGAGGUGAUGCAUUCUUUUCUGAGUUUCUAGAUCAGAAGCAGCAACCAAUGGAUCAUGGCCAUAAUGCAGCCGUGGAUCAUGUACUUGGUAAUGAUGAGAAAGGUACUUUCAGUGAUGUGUCUGGAGGCAUCCGGACAAAGAUUUUAUCAAAAUCUGGGUUCUCCGAGUACUUUAUAAAAAGUUCACUGGGAGGCAAGGGAAUGAAACAUAAAGGCCCCGCUCAUAGAGGAUCUAGUAAUGAACCAGGGGCCCAAGCUCAUCCAAAAUCUUUCACUCUUGGUUCAUUGGACUCUGCUGCGCCAUUAGGUGUAACUGCAGACAUUGUUACACCACCUACAGGUUUUGUUUCUGAACCACGGACUAAUCUUAGUUCCAGUUCUUUUAGUGAUGGAAUCAGUUUGAGAGAAUGGCUGGAAGAAGGUCGAAUUAAUGCAAAGAAAGAUGAGAGUUUAAAUAUAUUUAGACAGGUUUUGGAUAUUGUGGAUUCUGCUCACUCCCAAGGAGUUGCCCUACAAGACUUGAGGCCAUCCCACUUCAAGUUAUUGGGAUCAUACAAGGUCGUAUACCUUGGAUCUUCUUUACAUGCUGGAGUUAAGGAAAAUGUCGCAUAUCAAGAUAUUCACCAAUCAGGUCACAGUGGAAAUGAAAAGAGGUCAAUGCAUCCAAGAUUGUUCCCAUUGGCCAGCAUGAAGAAGCAGAAAUUGAGUGAGAACGUGAACUUCAAUCGAAGGUUGCCUCAAUUUCCAUCCAGGUCUGGCACUAGAUCUGCAUCUGAAAAUGUUGCCAAAGAAUAUAUUGUCGGGCAACAAGAUUCUGGGGAUGAUUCUGAUGAAGACACAAAUUCUAAAAUCAAAUUUAAGAACCGGACCAAAUUCUUCAGCCAUGGCGUGUCUAAUUCAUCACAGCUAUUGCAGGUUUCUUCAAGGGGUAUGCCAGAGGAGAAGUGGUAUAGCAGUCCUGAGCUGUUCAGUGCGAGGGGCUGCACUUUUUCAUCGAAUAUCUAUAGUCUUGGCGUUCUUCUAUUUGAGAUAAUCAAUUUAUGCUAUAUGGAAACAAGUAUUUGA
This is a messenger RNA of Olea europaea var. sylvestris, 1488 nucleotides long. Its product is annotated as protein SPA1-RELATED 2-like. Lineage: Eukaryota; Viridiplantae; Streptophyta; Magnoliopsida; Lamiales; Oleaceae. The record is from RefSeq and is a predicted model, not a curated record. Gene Ontology annotation, biological process: photomorphogenesis. Bases 1 to 1488 code for a protein of 495 amino acids. The transcript is spliced from 2 exons.